Phialemonium atrogriseum is the source of this 1721-nucleotide messenger RNA. RefSeq lists its product as uncharacterized. The transcript has 2 exons. Gene Ontology annotation, cellular component: nucleus. Gene Ontology annotation, biological process: regulation of DNA-templated transcription. The coding region runs from base 215 to 1663 and encodes 482 amino acids. Gene Ontology annotation, molecular function: zinc ion binding; DNA-binding transcription factor activity, RNA polymerase II-specific; transcription cis-regulatory region binding. Lineage: Eukaryota; Fungi; Ascomycota; Sordariomycetes; Cephalothecales; Cephalothecaceae. The record is from RefSeq and is a predicted model, not a curated record.
CUCGGGAAGGAUCCGCCUCCGCCGUCGGGCAUGUUAUCGACUCUAGGGCCAGAUUUGGGGGUUGCUUCCAGGUCAUGACAGGGGCCAGCCCCGGCUUCCAUCAGCCCAAAAAGCAUCCAUCAUCAAUCUUCCCCCGCGCUGUCAGACCCCGGAACCCAGCUGCCUUGCCUUAACUAAUUCCUCCAAUCCAUUCCCCAGUGCCGCCAGUUCCGCAAUGUCUUCGGCAAGGCUAAACUCGCAGGACCGCAAAAAGCGCAGCAGCAAUGGAACCAACGACGGCAGCCUCGCCGCGCCGGGGAAUUCGGGUGUGACAAAGAAGGUGGCCUGCGACAGAUGUCGCGGUCAGAAGCUACGAUGCGUCUGGGACCCCCGCGCCCCGCGAUGUCGUCGUUGUGAGAGGGCGAAGACUGUCUGCGCCGUUCUUCCUCCACGCCCGAUGGGCCGGCCGUCUACCCAGCCGAAGCACAGCCAGCACGGCCAGCUGAACCACCACCAAAACAAUCCAAACCACCAGAACCGUCUGCAGCAACAACAGGAGCAACAGCAACAGCAGCAACAACAACAGCAACAGCAACCCCAGAGCCAUGAGAGCCGGUCCCGGACAGGCUCAAGCGCGUCGAUUUUGCAUUACCCGACGGGCCUCGACGAUGGCGUCGAGAUAGACAUGCAGGACGGCCUGGCCGGAAUGGCCGACAUCGCCGACAUGACCGACAUGACCGACAUUGCUGACGGCAAUGGCAGCCAUCAUUGCAGCGACAACAACAGCAGUGCUCCCGACCUUCCUAUCGACCCGCUGUUGGGUGACUCUUUCUCUCCUCACUCAUUUCUGAUGCAGCUGAGUCAAACGGAUAUGCAAAGUAUCGACACAAGCCCCCUCUUCAACCCCUCGCCCCUACUCCCAAACCCCGGCGGCCCCGACGGCGCCUUCAGCAGCUACACUCCCUUCCUCUCGCCCUUUAACGACGAGCUCCUGGCGGGCCACGACACGCUGAUUCCCAAUGCCCCGUGCCCGCUCCGCGAAGACGGCAGGGAGGAGCACCAGACAGAUGGACACCUGGCCACAAUCGAGCAACUCUCGAGACUGAACCUGGUCCUGUACAAGCACAUCGCCAACAUGAACACGGCCAACGACGACCCCCGCCUGGCCUCCGUCAUCCCCACCCCGCCCGACGACGCGUCCACGAUAUCGACCCCGACGCCGACGAACCUCGACAUCGGCCACCUCCUCUCCAUGACCCACGAGUUCAAGACCCUCGCCGACGAACUGGGCCUGCAGUUCCCGGGCGUCAGCCCCGGCCCCAACAACGGCAGCGGCGGCAACAACAUCGGCUCUCCGGGUGCGCCCUUCGACCACUCGACGGCCCUCCUGCUGCUGAGCUGCUACAUGCGGCUGAAGCAGGCCCACGGCCGGACCCUGCGGGUGCUGCGCGGCCUGCAGGCGGCGGCGGGCGACCGGUGCGUCCCCGAGCUGCUGCCGGAGCUGGUGGUCGACGGCUUCGCGCUGUCGGGGCAGGCGGGCCUGCAGGUCGGCGUCGCCGUCGCGCUGUGCGAGCAGAUGUUCAACAGCCUCGGCCACCUGGCCUUCGAUGGCAGGUUCGCAGACGACAUGGACUGGUCGUCGUUUGGCGCGUGCCUGACUGAGAAGCUGCAGGAGAUUGGCUGAUCGAGAAGCUGCGAGAGAUGAGGGCAUCCUGAUUUGAAGUAUCGGCGUUUGUGCCUUU